Mesorhabditis spiculigera is the source of this 651-nucleotide messenger RNA. The record is from the annotation of a GenBank genome assembly. Lineage: Eukaryota; Metazoa; Nematoda; Chromadorea; Rhabditida; Rhabditidae.
AUGUCGUCGGAGAAAAUGAGCCAUGCCGAGGCCGAGAGCUUCCGUCGCCUCGCUGUCUUCGGCAUCGCCCUCAGCACGGCCGCCACCCUGACCGCCAUCAUCGCGGUGCCAAUGUUGUACAACUACAUGCAGGGUGUGCAGUCGAGUCUCCAGGAUGAUGUCUCUUUCUGCGUCCAUCGCACCGAGGGAUUGUGGCAUGAAUAUGAACGCUAUGAGGCCGCCAAGGGACAUGAGGGUCGUCUGAAGAGGGAGGCUGUUCAUCGUCAUGCCGGCCGAUCGACUCACAGACGCCAUCGUGCUCGUGGAGCUGCUAGCUACUCGUCGGGCGGAUAUGGAGAUGCUGGAGUUGGAGGAGGAUCGAUGUCUCAGGGAGGUGGCAGCUGCUGCUCUUGCGGAGUCGGUGAGGCCGGACCCGCUGGACAGCCCGGACCCGAUGGACGCCCCGGAAACGACGGCCAGCCCGCUGGACCUCCCGGACAGCCAGGACAGUCUGGAAAUGGACAGCCCGGACCCCAGGGACCUCCUGGAGACAAUGGACGCCCUGGACAGCCCGGACUCGCUGGAGCCCCCGGACAGCCUGGACCUGAUGGAGAUGAGGGCAACGGAGGCGGAUGCGACCACUGCCCACCACCCCGCACCGCUCCCGGAUAU